AUGGGAAAAAUCACCGUCUACGAGGACUGGGGCUUCCAGGGCCGCUGCUACGAGUGCAGCAGCGACUGCCCCAACCUGCAGCCCUACGUCAGCCGCUGCAACUCCAUCCGGGUGGACAGCAGCUGCUGGAUGCUCUACGAGCGCCCCAACUACCAGGGCCACCAGUACUUCCUGUGGCGUGGCGACUACCCCAACUACCAGCAGUGGAUGGGCCUCAACGACUCCGUCCACCCCUGCCACACAAUUCCUUACAUGAGUCUUAGUUCAACACGACUCAUCUCUCACAGGAUAAAGCUGUAUGAGAGACAUGGCUACGGAGGCCUGGUGUCCGAGCUCACAGAGGACUGCUCCUGCAUGCAUGACCACUUCCAGCUCAAUGAGCUCCACUCACUCCACAUGCUGGAGGGCUGGUGGGUCCUCUGCGAGAUGCCCAACUACCAGGGGUGGUAG
Lagenorhynchus albirostris (white-beaked dolphin) is the source of this 450-nucleotide messenger RNA. Its product is annotated as gamma-crystallin A-like. Gene Ontology annotation, biological process: visual perception; lens development in camera-type eye. The coding region runs from base 1 to 450 and encodes 149 amino acids. The transcript is spliced from 3 exons. The record is from RefSeq and is a predicted model, not a curated record. Gene Ontology annotation, molecular function: structural constituent of eye lens. Lineage: Eukaryota; Metazoa; Chordata; Mammalia; Artiodactyla; Delphinidae.